AAAACGUGGUGUUUCCCUGGGAGAAAACUGCGCCCACAGCUGGUCUGCGUUUUGCUGUCGUGUGGGAAAAGGCUGGUUCUUGAGCAACAACUAGAUGGUUUUAUAAUUCCUUCUACCAGCACUGGGGCAAUUUACUUCUGGGGACCCCUGCCCUGCAGUCGUCUCUCUGGGAUGUGUUUGUGAGGCUGUGCCUGCAGCCAACGGAGGCAAGGGGAAAUCCUCUGGCCCAGUGUCGGGCAGCAUUGUGCUUUGCAGCAGCUGGGAUCGGUGCAUUCCAGUGCUGGGGGACAAAUCCAGCUCCUGGACUCACGAGAUUUAAGCCGGAUUUGGGACCAGGGUCGUGGUCAGCUUCUUUGUUAAAAAACAAAUGCUAGGCUCCCAAGCAUCCUGUCCAAUCUUCCUCAGGAAAGGCUCCAUGAUGUCCCACCCCACAAGAGGAGAGGACACAAGAGAUUGAGAAAUAUGGAUCUCCCACCAAGAUUUCAAAGGGACUUUCCUUGUGGCACCGUUGAAGCAGGUACUGCUCAACCUGGCUGAGCCCCAGCACUGGUAGGGGUAGGAAAGGGUGCCGAACAAACCUUUCUGUCUACUCUCCACCAUGAAUAACACCCAAGGUUGAUUUGCAGCUCCUGAGAGCUUAAAAUCUUUUUAUGUCUGUCAAACUCUUCCUCGCUGCUCUCAGGAAGCAUGGCGCUAUAUGAACAACAGUGCAAGCUGCUGUCACAGCAAACAUGGCCUGGCUGAGGUCACCAAAGGGACCAGUUUCAGCUGUGUUUCUCUGAAUUAAGCCUUCCAAGCAAAGAGAUUUAAUUAGAAGCAAUUCCAUUGGCUGAAGUUGGCUGAUACUACAGUAAUUUGAAAGUGAAGUUUGUGAAUAAGGUGGGGUCUCAAAUGGGAACUGGAGAAACCCGGACAUGGGAGAGCUGGGCCAGGUCCCUGCUGACACACUGAAUGGCUGGGGUCUGCCUCUGUACCUGCAGCUUUUGAGAAGAGUGUGCACCACAGCUGUAUUAUUCUCUCAGGAAAGCCAUUUUUCAUGAUCCUGUCUGAUGGAUGUUGCUUUGGGACACUGGCUGCAAGGCCUCCAUCACUGGCUAACUUUUUUUCCAGAGAGAAAAAAUGGGUAUUUAAUCCAAAACUACCCAGACUCCAGAGCUGCCUCUGAAUUGCACCACAUUCGUGUUGCUGUGAAGCCCAGCCUAAGUCCCUUCAAUCUGCAGUGAUUUACUGGCCUGGAUGUCCACAGCCGAGCGGGGUUGGGACUACAUCGGUCAUCUGGAGCUCACAGACACAUCCUCUAUAAGGGGGAAUUGCACUGCCAGCUUCUGAGAUAACAUCCUCUGAAUGCCAGCAAGGUCAAAUGUUGUUCCCACAAGGAAGCUUCAGCUGCUGCUAUCUGCAGAGGAUAAGCCUUGUUACUUGCUGAGUCCUGUCACUAGGGACCGGGGCACCCACUGAGAAUCAACUCCGGACGCCAAGGUGGCCAAAGGCUUUGCCACUGCCCUCGUGUUGCCAUGAGAUGUGAAAGGAGCAGAAGACGUGGUACCCUUGGGGAGGAAGGUCAUGCAAAAAGGAAGCAUGGAUCCACAUGUUUUGUCCAAAUGUUGGCCCCAAGUUCCCUUCUGAUCCUCCUCCAGACCCCACCAGAGGCACGGUCAACCUGUCCAGCCUUCCGCAACGCUUCCUCCCCCAGCACAGCACAGUACAGACACAGUAAACAGCGGAGCUUCUGAAAACCCAGCCAAGCAUUUAUCAAGCAUCCUCAUUCAAGAGUGACAGAGACUGAACUGGGGGGAGAGCAAGGCCAGUCGUCUCCUGUCAUCAGGAUAGAUGGCCAACCCAGCAGAAAAGACAACCCAUCUGAUGAGAGCAUAUUGAUCACAGAGAGCUGGAGGACAUAAAAGAGAACAGCCUCACACUCCCUCACUCACAGGCUCCUAGGAGAAGGCUUGGAGAAGGAGAGAAGAUGCUUUUCCAGAGGAUGGUCAUCACCUUGGUGCUACUGUUGGGGUCUUGCUGCAUCAGCACUUACCCUGUCUACCCCGAAAGCAGCAGUGCCCAAGGAUCUGUAGACCAUGCUCAGGCUCUCCAUCCCACUGCCUGAGGAACAAGCACACGUUGAAUGAGCUGCUUUGCCCUUGUCACUGUUUCCCCAUUCAACCCAGACCUUAUCCCAAUGGAUUUUUACCUGGCUGAUGGUGUAGUUGGCUCUGUGACUGAUAGCAAGCCUCCAGCAGGACUCCAGCCAUCCAGGAACCUGAACCAGGCUCUGUCUGCACCAGGGGAAGGAGCAAGCCACAACCAGAAAGCAGCUCGUAUCAAGGGAAAUAAAAGCAUUCUCCAGGAGGAUGUCCACGACCGCUUGGUGGAAGACAUUGAUGCAGUCCUCUGGAAGAUGGUGGGAGUGGGUGAGCUCCAGAGCCAGGGAUUUACACAAACCAGGCCUUUCAGCAACCCAUCAGGAGAACUUGCUUCUGGAAAUACUGUGUCACCAAAUGAGGGGUACAGGAGGAGCCCUGCCUGCUGCCUGCCUGCCAGCCAGCCCGCUCCCUGCCACCACUUAUCCCAGUGCCUUCCAGUGGGCCCAUCCACGUGUGGCCCCACACCUCACUGGCUGGUUUGCACAGAGUUUGGAAGGGUGCCCAGAAACGUGUGGACUCCGGAGUGCUCAGCUUCUCCAGGAGAGAUACACCAGCCUCAAACUCACCCUAAGGGAGAUGCCAUCCCGGGGAAAAAGUGGUGCUAAGAAGGGAAUCCAAGACCCGAAUUACUUUCGCCAAGAAAAUACACUUGUCUGGAUUUGGCUCAGCUGAGCUCAGUGCCUGGCAAGCACCACUGUGGCAACAGUUUUGGCAAGGGGACAGGGGAGAUCCUGCCCACGAAGGCUCAGAUAAUCCUUUCCAACACGUAUGUAUUUUCAACUACAACUCAAGCAAGGCAUCGCACGGUGCCCAGCACUGCCAGGUGCCUGCCCCAGGGAAGCCGGUGCCUCUGGCCAGGCACCAUGGUCCUUUCGGGCACUGAGGUGCCCUAGGAGGAGAGGAGUGAAGCCCAUGGAGCUGAGUGGCUGCAGGGAAACUGCCCUUAAAACCUCAAUGUGGUGGCACAGGGAGGCAUUGCUCCCCCUGGCCACUGUCACUUGACAGCGUGUCCCAGGGCCCCACUGGCAUCGCUGCUGGCACACGCGGUUACCAGCUGCCAGCUUCGGCUCCUCUCUUUCUAUACCCUGCAUGUCCGCUGCAAAUAUUUUGAACUUGAGUGUUAAAAUGUUCCAGGGGAAGUGUUUGGAAAAUUGCUUAAC
Molecule: messenger RNA, 3301 nt
Organism: Aquila chrysaetos chrysaetos
Lineage: Eukaryota; Metazoa; Chordata; Aves; Accipitriformes; Accipitridae
Exons: 8
Coding region: 2123-2746 (207 amino acids)
Source: RefSeq, a predicted model, not a curated record